Molecule: messenger RNA, 3189 nt
Organism: Dryobates pubescens (Downy woodpecker)
Lineage: Eukaryota; Metazoa; Chordata; Aves; Piciformes; Picidae
Gene: ZBTB20
Product: zinc finger and BTB domain containing 20
Exons: 12
Coding region: 1126-3126 (666 amino acids)
Biological process (GO): regulation of transcription by RNA polymerase II
Molecular function (GO): protein binding; RNA polymerase II cis-regulatory region sequence-specific DNA binding; DNA-binding transcription factor activity, RNA polymerase II-specific
Source: RefSeq, a predicted model, not a curated record
GGGCUUUGUCUGUGUGCGCCUUUCUCUCGCUCUCCCUCUCUCUCCCUGUCUCUCGCACUCUCGCUCGCUCACGCUCGCUCUCUCGCUCCCUCUCCCUUUCCCGUCUCUGUGGUUUGUAAGGUAGGUUGCAGUGUGUGUAUAUACACAACAUCAAGAGCAGGAAAAUGGACUCAUUAGGGAGGCAGGCAGUCAUUACCACUCACACUGUACUUCCAGGGAGACAGCGACUAUGAGGAGACAAACUGAGGACUGGGGAACAAGUUUCCUUUGCUGGGCAGAAAGGAGGCAUGUAUUCCAACUUUUGUGUUGCUGAUCUCAUGCAACGUUCUGGAGGCAUCACUGGCAGCAUAAGAAAGAAGUGUUGAGAGCUGCUCUUAACCCUUUUGGAGUACAAGUCAAAAGGGAACUAGAGGGCUUGACGCAUCCUUUACAUCCUGCAUUUACUCUGACCACAGUCCCUCCCUGCUCUCACAAGUGGAGCUCAGCCCUGCUUCCCUUCCUGUUGAUUCCCAGUCAGCUCCAUGACUGCCUGAAGUUACACAGUAGAUGCUGAAAUCACUGCACCUUAAAAACAAAAAGAUUAAGCUGCACUGCAUUCCUAAUGUUGGGAUUUGUGGACUGUGCAUCUGUUUAGGCACGUGGAGAAAGACAAGACUGAGAUCAUCAGCGGUUGGCAGUUUCCCUCAGCUUUGCAAGAGAGAGAGAGAUUUGAUUGGAAUGAAACCUUGCUCUCCACACAGCCAGCUUGAGCUGCAGCAUUGAAAGAUCACUCACAACCAGUUUGUGGCCUUCCUCUGAAGGAACCUUUCCUGUCUCCUGUACACAGCCUCUCUCUGUUCCCUGCCCCAAUGAACGUCUGCACUAGGUCCAAGGCUUGGAGUAAUUUACCUGAAGAGUGAUACCAUUUGGAAACCACUGAAGAAACCCAAGACAGCUGAAAACCAGAAGGCGUCUGAGGAGAAUGAGAUUACUCAGACGGGUGCAUGCAGCGCCAAGCCGGGCCUUCCCUGCCUGAACCUUGAAGCUGUUCCGUCUUUGGGCCCGGCCCUCAUCCACUCACCACAUUCACCAACAAACCUGCACACACACACAGGGUCAUCUGAUUGUAACAUCAGUUGCAAGGGGAUGACAGAGCGCAUUCAUAGCAUCAACCUUCACAACUUUAGCAAUUCUGUGCUCGAGACCCUCAACGAGCAGCGCAACCGUGGCCACUUCUGUGACGUGACGGUCCGCAUCCACGGGAGCAUGCUACGCGCCCACCGUUGCGUGCUGGCGGCUGGCAGCCCCUUCUUCCAGGACAAGCUGCUGCUGGGCUACAGCGACAUAGAGAUCCCCUCGGUGGUGUCAGUCCAGUCUGUCCAAAAGCUCAUUGACUUCAUGUACAGCGGGGUGCUGCGGGUCUCGCAGUCAGAGGCCCUCCAGAUCCUCACAGCUGCCAGCAUCCUACAGAUCAAGACUGUGAUUGAUGAGUGCACAAGGAUCGUCUCGCAAAAUGUGGGAGAAGUCUACCCAGUGAUUCAGGAUUCUGGCCAGGAGACACCCAGAGGAACACCCGAAUCAGGCACCUCGGGUCAGAGCACCGACACAGAGUCUGGCUACCUGCAGAGCCAUUCACAGCACAGUGUGGACAGGAUCUAUUCGGCUCUCUAUGCCUGUUCCAUGCAAAAUGGCAGUGGGGAACGUUCCUUUUAUAGUGGAGCUGUGGUCAGCCACCAUGAAACUGCGCUGGGGCUCCCCAGGGACCAUCACAUGGAAGACCCCAGCUGGAUUACCCGGAUCCAUGAAAGGUCACAGCAAAUGGAGCGGUACCUCUCUACCACUCCUGAGACCACACACUGCCGCAAGCAACCACGCCCUGUUCGAAUUCAAACCCUGAUGGGCAACAUCCACAUUAAGCAGGAAAUGGAGGAUGACUAUGACUACUAUGGCCAACAGAGGGUGCAGAUCCUUGAGCGCAAUGAGUCUGAGGAAUGCACUGAGGACACUGACCAAGCAGAAGGCACUGAGAGUGAGCCAAAAGGGGAGAGUUUUGACUCGGGAGUCAGUUCCUCCAUUGGCACUGAGCCCGAUUCCAUGGAGCAGCAGUUUAUGGCUGGUCCGGGCCGGGAUGGGCAGCAAGAAUCUUCUCAAGCAGAUCAAACUGAUGUCCCUGCUGAUGGCACUCAGCAGCAGCAGCAGCAUAUAGAUGCCAACUCUUCCUCGCCAGAGAGAAGCAAUGACAUUGAAAUGGACAGCAAAGUGCUCACAGUCAAUAACAGCACCGAAAAGGGGGCUUUGCAGCCUUCUGUCAACACAACUGUUGCCCAACCAUUGCCAACCACACAGAUCUACUUACGCCAGACAGAAACCCUCACCAGCAAUCUGAGGAUGCCACUGACUCUGACCAGCAACACUCAGGUCAUUGGCACAGCUGGCAACACCUACCUGCCUGCCCUUUUUACCACACAGUCUGCUGGCAGUGGCCCCAAGCCUUUUCUCUUCAGCCUGCCCCAGCCUUUAGCUGGCCAACAGACACAGUUUGUGACAGUGUCCCAGCCUGGCCUGUCAACCUUUACUGCUCAGCUGCCAGCCCCACAGCCUUUGGCCCCAUCUGCAGGCCACAGUACAGCAGGUGGGCAAGGCGAAAAAAAGCCUUACGAGUGCACUCUCUGUAACAAGACUUUCACCGCCAAACAGAACUACGUCAAGCACAUGUUUGUACACACAGGUGAGAAACCCCACCAAUGCAGCAUCUGCUGGCGCUCCUUCUCAUUAAAGGAUUACCUAAUUAAACACAUGGUGACGCACACUGGCGUGAGGGCAUACCAGUGCAGUAUCUGCAACAAGCGCUUCACCCAGAAGAGCUCCCUUAAUGUGCACAUGCGCCUCCACCGUGGGGAGAAGUCCUAUGAGUGCUACAUCUGCAAAAAGAAGUUCUCCCACAAGACCCUGCUGGAGAGGCAUGUGGCUCUGCACAGUGCCACCAAUGGCACACCUGGAGCCACCGGCACCGGCGCGAGGGCUGUCCCUGCCGGGGUGGUGGCCUGCACGGAGGGGACCACGUACGUCUGCUCUGUCUGUCCAGCUAAGUUUGACCAAAUCGAGCAUUUCAACGACCACAUGAGGAUGCAUGUGUCAGAUGGAUAAGUAGAAUAUCUCUCUCUCUCUUUGUUAUGAACAAAAAAAAAAAAAUAGAAACAACAACGAAAA